Molecule: messenger RNA, 2426 nt
Organism: Panicum virgatum (switchgrass)
Lineage: Eukaryota; Viridiplantae; Streptophyta; Magnoliopsida; Poales; Poaceae
Product: rop guanine nucleotide exchange factor 7-like
Exons: 7
Coding region: 410-2092 (560 amino acids)
Molecular function (GO): guanyl-nucleotide exchange factor activity
Source: RefSeq, a predicted model, not a curated record
GCCUCCUCCCGACGAUGCCCUCCAGAAGGAAAGACGCAGCCUGGUAGGAGAAGCGCCAGACGGACGACGGGGAAGCCCACCAAGGCGACUCAAAACCCAACGGUCACUCCUCCCCCUCCCUCCCUCCCCCCGCCUUUCGCUUCUUUUUAAGCCUUUACUCGCUCCCCUCCCGCUCACCGUCUCUCACUCUCGUCGCAUCCACCCCACGGGCCACGACCACGAGGGUCCAGUCUAUCUGUGCUCCCCUCUCGCCGCACGCCACCACCCACAAGCGCAGUCGCUGGUCCUAGCCACCGGCCGGCGCUGUUCAGUCCAAGCCUCCGGCCUCCGCCGGCGGGUUCCCAAGACCCGCUGGAUUUCGCUGAGACAGCGUAGGGAGGGAGCAGCCAGCAGCAUUCGUCGACCGGGGAUGGCGAGGCAGGGCGGCGGCGCGGGCGAGGAGGAGGACGAGGAGCGGGCGGCGAGCGAGGCGGCGCUGACGGCGGACUCGGCCGACGAGGAGGGCCGCCGCGGGAGCAGCUCCAGCGCCAGCUCCGAGGCCGCCUCCAGCGUGUCCUUCACCUACACCGCGCCCGACGACUGGCAGAAGGUGGCCAUCAUCAAGACUUGCGUGUCGGCCGACGUCGCCGCCGCCGCCGCGCCCGGGGCGAGUGGCGGCGGCGAGGACGACGCGGCGGCCGACAGGCGCAGGGCCUCAGAGAUGGAGAUGAUGAAGGAGAGGUUCUCGAAGCUGCUGCUGGGCGAGGACAUGUCCGGGAGCGGCAAGGGCGUCGGCACCGCGCUCGCCAUCUCCAACGCCAUCACCAACCUCUGCGCGACCAUAUUCGGGCAGCUCUGGAGGCUGGAGCCGCUGCCGCCGGAGAAGAAGGCCAUGUGGCGGCGGGAGAUGGACUGCCUGCUCUGCGUCAGCGACCACAUCGUCGAGCUCGUGCCCACAUGGCAGACGUUCCCGGACGGGACUAGGCUGGAGAUCAUGACAAGCAGGCCACGGUCUGAUCUGUACAUCAACCUGCCUGCACUUCGGAAGCUAGACAACAUGCUCCUCGAAAUCCUGGAGGGAUUCAGGGACGCCGAAUUCUGGUACGUGGACCAAGGCAUCUGCGCGCCGGACUGCGACGGCUCGGCGUCGUUCCGGAGGACGUUCCACCGCCGCGACGACAAGUGGUGGCUCCCGGUGCCCCGCGUGCCCCACGGCGGCCUCUGCGAGGCCACGCGGAGGCAGGUCGAGCACCGCCGCGACUGCGCCAACCAGAUCCUCAAGGCCGCCAUGGCCAUCAACAGCAACGCCUUGGCCGAGAUGGACGUGCCCGACUCCUACCUCGACUCGCUGCCCAAGAAUGGGCGCGCGACGCUGGGCGACGUCAUCUACCGGUACAUCACCUCGGACCAGUUCUCCCCGGACUGCCUCCUCGACUGCCUGGACCUGUCGUCGGAGUACCAGGCGCUGGAGAUCGCCAACCGCGUCGAGGCGUCCAUCUACGUGUGGCGCCGGAGGGGCGGCGCCGCGAAGCCGGCGAGCCGCGCCGGCGCCAAGUCGUCGUGGGGCAUCGUCAAGGACAUGAUCAUGGACACGGAGAAGCGAGACCUGCUCGCCGAGCGCGCCGAGGGCCUCCUGAUAUCCCUGAAGCAGAGGUUCCCCGGGCUCACGCAGACGAGCUUGGACAUGAGCAAGAUCCAGUACAACAACGGUUAUUCAGCUGAUGUCUGGCUUGAACCUUUUUGUUUGUCAUGUUCUUCAGGACGUGGGGAAAUCGAUCCUCGAGAGCUACUCGAGGGUCCUGGAGAGCCUGGCCUCCAACAUCAUCGCACGGAUCGACGACCUGCUCAACGUCGACGAGCUGAGCAAGCUGUCGGACCACCUCCCCGCCGGCGGCGCGGACGGGAACAUCGCCUGCAAGAACAGCAGCAGCAGCAAGGCCACGGCGGUGCCCGCCUCGGGCACGCCGUACGCGACCGCGUACGCCACGCCGAGCUUCUCGCCGGCGCAGCUGUCCAGCCCGUCCAAGAUCGGCAGGGCCCUGCUGGUCGACCGCCGGUCGCACCACGCCAAGGGGGCCGGAGCCAAGAGAACAGCGACGUCCGCUGCUUCUGACCGCGCCGGCGUGGAGGUCGUCAGGGGGAUGCUGCUCGGCAGCAGCGCCGUGUUGGACAUCCCGACGGCCGUCACGGCAGAGCUGUGAAGAUCCGGGGCAGACGCUGGGUUCAGAUGAGGUCGCCGGCGGGGAGGCCUCUCUGUGUAUACUUACCUCGUGUCGGCGUCAGGCGUGCCCGCUGUCCAGAUUUGUUGUUGCGUGCUACUAGUUUUUAGGCAUCCGAGGGCGAUUUCUCAUGUUGCCGUUUGCCGCCCUCCGUUUGUAAUGCUUGGCACGGUGUCAUGUUAGUUCUGCAAGUCUUGGUAUGCUAAGGGAGUUGCCUUUCGAUGUUCA